CCUCCGGGGAAUCUUCCCCAUAAAUACCGACUCCAGUCUAGACUCUAGACACCCAAACAACCUUCAUCGCAAACCCCCAAUAUUAUUCCAACGGCAGUCUCUCGUCGAAAAUCCCAGAACCAAACCCAAGAAACCAAGAUGACCUCCGCACCAUCACCACCAACAGCAAAAUACGCCCUCCUCUCCUUCCCCCUCCCGCACAUCCUGCUGGUGACGCUCAACCGGCCCCGCGACCUCAACUGCAUCAACUCGCAAGGCCACGCCGAGCUCGCCGCGAUCUGGGAGUGGAUGGACGCUAACCCAGCGAUACGAGUGGGUGUGUUAACGGGGUCGGGGAAGGCGUUCUGCGCUGGCGCGGACUUGAAAGAAUGGCUCACCACAACCACAACCACCACGCAACCCCAACCCCAAGCUCAAAACACAAUCACCUCAAACUCAAACCCAACAACCCCCUCAACCGGCUUCGGAGGCCUCUCCCGGCGCACAGGAAAGAAACCUAUCGUGCUCGCAGUGAACGGACUUUGCCUUGGAGGCGGAAGCGAGAUGGCAGUGAACGCGGACGUGGUGAUCGCGUCGGAGCGGGCGUACUUCGGGUUCCCGGAGGUGGCGCGCGGGGUGGUGGCGUGGGCGGGGGCGCUGCCGCGGCUGGUGCGGACGGUGGGACGGCAGCGGGCGCUGGAGAUGGUGCUGACGGGGCGGAAGGUGAGCGCGUGGGAGGCGCAGCGGUGGGGGUUUGUCAAUGAGGUUGUGUCCGUCGACGCGGAGGGGGAACCCGAGCGGGACGUCGUGCACCGCGCGCUGGAGGUCGCGGGCCGGAUCGCGGCCAAUAGUCCCGAUGCGGUGGUCGUGAGUCGUGCGGGUGUGAACCUGGGGUGGGACGGGGCCGGGGCAGACGAGGCUACCGUUCGGCUCAUGGAGGAGUGGAUGGAGAAGUUGAACGCGGGGGAGAAUAUCAAAGAGGGCUUGAGGGCGUUCGUCGAGAAGAGAAGCCCCAAGUGGGUGGAUAAUUACUAG
Aspergillus homomorphus CBS 101889 is the source of this 1014-nucleotide messenger RNA. Its product is annotated as enoyl-CoA hydratase/isomerase family protein. Gene Ontology annotation, cellular component: mitochondrion. Gene Ontology annotation, biological process: fatty acid beta-oxidation. Bases 139 to 1014 code for a protein of 291 amino acids. Gene Ontology annotation, molecular function: enoyl-CoA hydratase activity. The record is from RefSeq and is a predicted model, not a curated record. The transcript is spliced from 3 exons. Lineage: Eukaryota; Fungi; Ascomycota; Eurotiomycetes; Eurotiales; Aspergillaceae.